CACAAGUUCGCCUCAAUGCCCUUACCAGGUCAAAUCGCAAAGAGAACGUCUUUGCAGACAUCACCAAUAGAUCGAGACCACCCGCCGUAGUACGAACAGGAUCGCGCCUUUCUAGAACACCCAUCGACAGAAAACAUACCUUCUCAGCGAACGAGGACUCAUCCCUCCUCUCAUACAUUGAUUCCUGUGAGCUGAGCUCCCUGAAUUUCCAAUGCUACCCACGCUCGACGACUGCGAUGAGUGCAAGCCGGCAUAUAUGCGACGCAGCCUGGAUUCAGCCCCAACAUCGACAGUUGUGAUAUCUAGUAUACCAUUUCUCUUGACAUGGAUCGCAGCGGUAUACAUUGCUCAACGCAAGCUUUAUCCGCUAUUGACGGGCGAGCAACCAGAGCGAAAGAGCGGGGAACAUGAACUACCAACGUUUAAGCAAGAUGUUUUCAAAGGCGCAAAGUGGAGCGACCGCAUCACAUCUGCUUCGAGAGCGAAGCUAGCAUCUUGGGUCUUCUCGGCCAGCAUAGGACUCUCGGCUGUCCUAAUUGAGCUCUUGCUAUUCGAGAUCUCGGAUACGUUGAAUCCAGCUGCAAGAGGGCUUGCGCUGAGAAUAACGAUGAGCUCUCUGCUGGUUCUCAGCCUUGUUGUGACGCCAGCUCUAGAGAUUCACGGCAUGGUCAAGGGUGUGCUAGGAGCUCCUUCAGAAUCGACAUCGACGCGCAAAACUAGACCGAAUCUUCGUAUCUUCCUCCAGGUUGCACUCUUCGCGUCAUGGUUCACCGUGUUCUGGUAUAUCCCACAAGCAUCAAUUCUGCGAGACACACUGCAUCAUCCCGACUCAGGGCAUUCAGAAGAUCAUUCUUUCACAGAAGCAUGUCUUGAGCGAGUGGGAAUCAUUGGCGUAUCACUUAUGGCGUCACUUUCCGGCUUCGCAGCCGUAUCGUCUUUGUGGCAGACGUUCGGCGUUCGGCACAGGACCGUGCGCGAUACCGACAUCAACCGCAAAGCUGCUGGACUUUCUGCAACUGAAGAGAUGCUCGCCACGAAGCAGAGCAGAGCGCGAGCUUUGGAGCGGAAGAUGAGCCAAGACGCUGCACCUGUCGAACAGACUGGGUUCUUCGGUCGCAUGGUUGGCUCUUUUCGUGGCUCCAACGAGGCACAAGAACUAAAGGCUCUUCGCAUGGAGAUCUCCGGCCUCGAGACCAUGCGCUUCACCUUAGCAGGCUCUCUCAGCAAUCUGCGCUCGAGACACGAGGAGCAAGAACGAUCGCGAACGAAGCUUGGCAGGCUUUUGAAUUUUGCCAACAUGGCCUUCGCAAUCUAUUGCGCAUACAGAAUCUGUGCGACCUCUCUUUCGUCUUUGCGAAGAUGGUCGCAACCGGACCAUUCUUUUGCUAGCAGUGAUCCCAUUAAUAGGCUACUGGCAAUUCUCACAACCCAUUGGGACAGCGACCUAGAUCGCGACGCAUGGGCACGCCAAAUCAGUUUCUUCCUAUCUGGCAUCAUGCUCCUAGCAUCUUUCAAUGCCGUGCUGCAGACCUUUCGUCUCUUCACACGAUUUGCGCCUGGACUGCUUCAACAUGUCCAGACCAGUCUGCCCCUGAUCAUUUCGCAGAUUGCCGGCACGUAUGUGAUCAGCUCUGCGCUGCUUCUGAGAAGCAACCUACCGGCUGAGGUCAGCAGCGUUAUUUCGGAAGCUUUGGGCGCGCCGCUCGAAGGACGUUUUGUGGAAGGCUGGUUUGAGAGCUGGUUUCUCGUGGCUGUCGGGCUCACUGCGACUGGUAUUCUGGUCGGCCGCAAAGUUGGCGGCAAUGAUGAUGAUUGGGAUGAUGAUGGAUCAAUAGAGAUGGGAAAGAGAAGCUAGCGACGUUUUCAUUUUGCUGCAAUUAUGCGCCUGUCCGUAUUCGUGCCCUCCGCUCAGCAGAGAAGCCAAAGCACGCCAAAUGUCAUUUUGUUCGGCGUC
Messenger RNA from Pseudocercospora fijiensis CIRAD86, 1954 nucleotides. RefSeq lists its product as uncharacterized. The coding region runs from base 212 to 1855 and encodes 547 amino acids. The transcript has a single exon. Gene Ontology annotation, cellular component: membrane. The record is from RefSeq and is a predicted model, not a curated record. Lineage: Eukaryota; Fungi; Ascomycota; Dothideomycetes; Mycosphaerellales; Mycosphaerellaceae.